Messenger RNA from Rhododendron vialii, 378 nucleotides. RefSeq lists its product as uncharacterized. The transcript has 2 exons. Lineage: Eukaryota; Viridiplantae; Streptophyta; Magnoliopsida; Ericales; Ericaceae. Bases 1 to 378 code for a protein of 125 amino acids. Gene Ontology annotation, molecular function: nucleic acid binding. The record is from RefSeq and is a predicted model, not a curated record.
AUGGAGGAGAUUCACGAAGGAAUCUGCGGUCCUCACAUGAGCGGUGUCAUGCUAGCUAGGAAGAUCCUAAGGCAGGGCUACUACUGGUCUACAAUGGAGUCUCAAUGCAUCGAUUACAUGCGACGGUGUCACAAGUGUCAAAUCCAUGCAAACUUGCAGCAUCUUCCUCCGUCUAAUUUGUAUGGCAUGACUUCGCCUGGGCCCUUUUUUGUUUGGGGGAUCGAUGUUAUUGGCAUGGGUUUGGAGCUCUUCAAAGAAUUCAAAAUUCAGAUCCAUCAUUCAACAACGUAUCGUCCACAAACAAAUGGAGCAAUCGAGAACGAAAACAAGAACGUCGAGGUGAUUAUCAAGAAGACUGCUAAGUCUGCAAGGGACUAG